AAGGCAAAAAAUAGCACGAAAAGCCGGAGGAUAAGAGGGUUCGUAGGCAACGGCAGCAUACGGAUUCCGUUAUGGCAACGACGGCCGGCGGUCUCCAACUGUCACUGCCACCGUCCUUUAACCACCGUUACAAGACUUCCUUACGGAUUGAGCAACCGAUAUCGCCGUCAAUUUGUGCAGCAUUGAGUAAACAAGGCCACCGGUUUCUUACAUCAGUCGCUACUACCGACGAUCCGGCCACCACCGAUCGGUUGAUUCGAAAAUUUGUAGCCUCAUCCUCCAAAUCCGUAGCUCUCGAUGCCAUCUCACACCUCGUCUCUCCGAACAACACCUCCUUCUCUCGUCUCUCUCCUCUAGCAUUCCCCUUAUAUUCUACAAUCAGUAGAACAUCAUGGUUCAAUUGGAAUGCUAAGCUUGUUGCAGAUGUCAUUGCUUCACUAUGCAAGCAUCAAAGAUUUGAUGAAGCACAAACCCUAGUGUCAGAAGUGGAAACAAAAUUAGGGGGUAGAGAACGUGAUCUUUGUAACUUCUAUUGUAACCUGAUCGAUUCUCAUUCAAAGCACCGUUCAAAGCAUGAGAUAUUUGAUUCCUAUGAACGUAUCAAUCAACUUCCUUCACAUUCCUCAUCUAAUUACCUUAAGAAGCGUUCGUAUGAAUCAAUAAUCGGAGGUUUAUCUGUAAUUGAUUUGCCCCAUGAGGCCGAGAGUUUCAUGGUAGAGAUGAAGAACAAAGGGCUUAGACCCUCUGUUUUUGAGUAUCGGUCAUUGAGUUAUGCAUAUGGAAGAUUGGGGUUAUUUGAAGAUAUGAAGAGAGUUAUAUGUCUGAUGGAGGAUGAGGGUUUUGAAUUAGAUGUGGUUUCCUCAAAUAUGGUGAUUUCUUCAUUGGGAUCUCACAAUGAACUUAAGGAAAUGGUGUCAUGGCUACAAAGAAUGAAAAACUCAAAAAUCUCAUUCUCAAUUAGAACUUAUAAUUCGGUUUUGAAUCAUUGUCCUACUAUAAUGUCGUUCUUAGAACACCCAAAAGAGAUCAAACCCACGUCAUUAGAAGCGUUGUUUCAAAUCUUGAAGGAUGAUGAAUGUAUUCUGAUCCGAGAGCUGGUUGAGCCAUCGGUUUUGGCUGAGUCAAUGGUGUUGACUUCUUUAGAGCUUAAGCUUGAUUUGCAUGGAAUGCAUUUGGGUUCUGCAUACUUGAUUUUGUUACAGUGGUUUGAUGAUAUUAGUAUGAGGUAUGCAACAAAUAAUGAGGGAAUUCCAAAUAAGGUUACAGUAGUGUGUGGUGCAGGCAAACACAGUGUUAUCAGAGGUGAAUCACCAGUAAAAGAGUUGGUUAAAGAGAUGUUGAUUCAGAUGAAGAGUCCAUUGAAGAUUGAUAGGAAAAAUGUUGGGUGUUUUGUUGCCCAUGGAAAAGUGUUCAUCAAUUGGUUAUGCCAAAUUUCAAAAACCUCUGUUACUUAGAUUCCUAAAAUUACUUGAUUUUUAAUUUUUGACAA
Messenger RNA from Cynara cardunculus var. scolymus (artichoke), 1489 nucleotides. RefSeq names its product pentatricopeptide repeat-containing protein At2g17033. Bases 72 to 1454 code for a protein of 460 amino acids. The record is from RefSeq and is a predicted model, not a curated record. NCBI's taxonomy places the organism in Eukaryota, Viridiplantae, Streptophyta, Magnoliopsida, Asterales, Asteraceae. Gene Ontology annotation, molecular function: protein binding. The transcript is spliced from 2 exons.